This is a messenger RNA of Rhagoletis pomonella (apple maggot), 639 nucleotides long. RefSeq names its product fork head domain transcription factor slp2-like. Gene Ontology annotation, molecular function: RNA polymerase II cis-regulatory region sequence-specific DNA binding; DNA-binding transcription factor activity, RNA polymerase II-specific. The record is from RefSeq and is a predicted model, not a curated record. The coding region runs from base 1 to 639 and encodes 212 amino acids. NCBI's taxonomy places the organism in Eukaryota, Metazoa, Arthropoda, Insecta, Diptera, Tephritidae. Gene Ontology annotation, biological process: regulation of transcription by RNA polymerase II; cell differentiation; anatomical structure morphogenesis. The transcript has a single exon.
AUGGCGCAACUACAUUCUUCGUAUUCCAUUCGAUGCCUACUGGCCGACACAGAUGUGUUCAACAAAUAUACUGUCAAAUUUAUUCUUGGAAAAGAUCUCGUUAAAGAACGUUCUAGCAAAGCAACAAGCACCCCCUCGAAUCGCCGCUACUUAGAAGGCACCAACUCAUCGCCAAUAUGUGAAGGUAUCACUUACAGAGCGGCCAUCGCAAUGGCCAUUCGUAGCAGUCCGGGAAAAUGCUUGCCGCUAAGAGCAAUUUACCGUUGGAUUGAAGGUAACUAUCCGCAUUUCUCCAGAAAUAACGAAAACUGGAAGGACACAGUGCGCUACAAUCUAAGUCAUAAUAAAAUAUUCGUGCGCGUUCCGAGGCCUGCAAACGAUCCAGGUCGUGGAAAUUAUUGGACAAUCGAUACCAUCGCUGAGGAUGUGCAAACUAAAAAUCAAAUAAGAAAGCGGACGCUGAAGAAUAAAAUACAGCUAUAUCAUCCAUAUGAACGCACCGAGUGCCCCGCGGGUGCAGCAUAUCCGGACGCCUGUGCGGCCUCCGUCAAGCAGUUUGAGAAAUGCCCUCCAAAGCCCGUGCAACAAGAAUACGCCUACCAAGCGUGGAAUAUUUUCACACAUUGGCAAUAUCAAUAG